This is a messenger RNA of Penicillium diatomitis, 672 nucleotides long. RefSeq lists its product as uncharacterized. The record is from RefSeq and is a predicted model, not a curated record. The transcript has 5 exons. NCBI's taxonomy places the organism in Eukaryota, Fungi, Ascomycota, Eurotiomycetes, Eurotiales, Aspergillaceae. Bases 1 to 672 code for a protein of 223 amino acids.
AUGGUCUAUUACUUUACAUCUAACGUGGUCUCCCCCUCCGCGUUCAUCUAUGUCGGCAAGGACAAGUUUGAAAAUGAGGACUUGAUCAAAUUCGGCUUGGACCAUGACGUCUGUGUGCUAAUGCGCCCUCGCGACAACUCCAGGUUCCACGUUGAUAACCUGUCGAGUGCGCACGUCUAUUUGCGCAUGCGUGAGGGCGAGACAUGGGAUAACAUCCCCGAGCCUCUGCUUGAAGAUUGCGCGCAAUUGACCAAAGCGAAUUCGAUCGAGGGAAAUAAAAAGGACAACGUGACCAUCAUCUACACGCCCUGGUCCAACCUUCAAAAAGACGGAUCCAUGGCCACCGGCCAAGUCUCAUUCCACAACCCCAAGCUCGUGAAAAAGGUGCUUGUGCGGGUGCGCGAGAAUCCCAUCGUCAAUCGUCUGAACAAGACCCGCGUCGAGAAAUUCCCCGACCUCCGUGCCGAAAAGGAAGAGUACUCGAAGAAGAAGAGUCGCGAUGAACGCAAGACCCGCGAGCAGCAGCAGAUCAAAGAGAAGCAGGAGAAGAGAGAGCGCGAACAGCUCAAGUGGCAGAAGGAUCAUGCCUAUGAUGAUAUGUUUUCUGCGGAUAAUAUUGAGGCGAGCAGCAAUCAGGAUCGGGAUCCCGACUUUUUGGACGAUUUCAUGUGA